AUGGCUCAUCCAGGAGUACAGAUCGUCAACGGUCGUAAAACAUUCAUUCCACUAGAAAACAACCCCGAUACCAUCACCCAUCUAUGUAGAAACCUGGGGAUCUCUCCAACCCUGACGUUCCACGAUGUGCUCUCGACAACGCCCGACAUGCUAUCCCACAUCCCUCGACCCGUGAACGCGCUCAUUCUCCUCGCCGAUGAACCCAUUUACCGAGCCACUCGCGCCGCCGUGGAACCCACUAUCCCGGUGUAUACAGGAAGCGGGCCGGAGGAGCCCGUCGUCUGGAUGAAGCAGACGAUUGGACAUGCGUGUGGCUUGAUGGCUGUUCUUCAUGUCCUGUUGAAUCUGGAUGCGGGGAAACAUGUGAUGGGUGCGGAGCUGCAGGCGUUGGUGAAAAGGGCCGUUGAGCUGCAACCCGCUGAGAGGGCCGAAUUGCUCUACCAGUCCAAGUUCUUGGAGGAGGCGCAUAUGGAUGCGGCUUCGCAGGGGUGCUCGAUUGUGCCAUCGCCGCGGGAGGAUUGUGGGUUUCAUUUUGUGGCCUUUGUGCAGAGGGACGGGAAGGUGUGGGAGCUGAAUGGGGGGAUGAAUGGGCCGUGGUUGAUGGGGGAGUUGGAAGGGGAGCUGGAUCUGCUCUCGGAGAAGGGGCUGGCCAUGACGGUGGAGGGCUUUCUACAGGCUGCUGAGACGGUGGAUCAUAAGGGGAUCAGUCUGGUUGCUGUAUCAGGAUGA
Penicillium nucicola is the source of this 729-nucleotide messenger RNA. Its product is annotated as ubiquitin carboxyl-terminal hydrolase. Gene Ontology annotation, biological process: ubiquitin-dependent protein catabolic process; protein deubiquitination. Gene Ontology annotation, cellular component: cytoplasm. NCBI's taxonomy places the organism in Eukaryota, Fungi, Ascomycota, Eurotiomycetes, Eurotiales, Aspergillaceae. The record is from RefSeq and is a predicted model, not a curated record. Gene Ontology annotation, molecular function: cysteine-type deubiquitinase activity. The transcript is spliced from 2 exons. The coding region runs from base 1 to 729 and encodes 242 amino acids.